Amborella trichopoda is the source of this 1928-nucleotide messenger RNA. The record is from RefSeq and is a predicted model, not a curated record. NCBI's taxonomy places the organism in Eukaryota, Viridiplantae, Streptophyta, Magnoliopsida, Amborellales, Amborellaceae.
CUCUCUCCUUCCAUUUUGUUAUGAAAAAUCAUAAAUCGGUGGGUUGGGAGUAAUGAUUUGAUCGGUAGAUUGGAGUGAUAAGCUCAGAUCAAUAUCUCUACCCAUCUCAAUCCCUUCCUAUUUUCUUCGAAAAUUCACGUGUUUGUUUUAAUUUUUUUUCCCAAUUUGUUGUAUUUCUUCCAACAAAUAAAACUUAUUUAAGGAGAGAGAGACAUGAAAUUUGCAUGAUCUCUCCAAAGUUUUCCAGGUAAAAUAUUGGAAAAAAUAUAUAAAAAAAAGGGUAGAAAAGGAGAAAAAUGAUCGUUUUCGGAUACCCAUCAACUUUAGCUUUUGGUGGGUUUACAGGAGAGAGGCGUUUGAUCAACUGGCACAAAUACAGAGAGAAGUGGGUUGUAAUCAAGAGAGAGAGAGAUUUGAACCAACAGAGAUACAGAGUGAUUGAGAGAGGAAGGGAGGUGGGGGCAUUUAAUCAACUCGCAGGUAGAGGGGGACGAGAGGAGCGGGGUGUUGAACAGACAGAGAGAAGCGAUUAUUUAAUCAACAAUCAGAAACAGGGAGAGAGGCGGGGUUGUUUAUUCAAUAAUCAGAGAAAGAGAGAGAGAAUGCGUAGCAACAAGGCCCUCUUCGUGCUCGAACCAGACAAAAUUGCUCGUUUGAAGGCUGAAACAGGCCUGAGCGAUCCCGAUCUCCUCUGUGCCCUGGUGCAUGAUACCCAGAGUCAAGCCCGCCCGCCCAUCUCCAACUACCCUGUUGCUGCAGUCGCACUCGGCUCAAGUGGCCGCAUCUUUGCAGGGGUAAAUCUAGAGUUCCCGGGCCUCCCCCUCCACCACUCUGUUCAUUCUGAGCAGUUCCUGCUAGCCAAUGCUGCCCACAACAAUGAACCCAGCGUCAAACUCAUCGCCAUCUCCUCUGCGCCUUGCGGUCAUUGUCGCCAAUUCUUUCAGGAAUUGCGCGAUGCAUCCUCUGUGGAGAUCAUCAUAGCAGCUGCUGGGGAGGAUUGCAACCCGCAGCCCCUCUCCUACUUCCUCCCACAUCGCUUUGGCCCCGACGACCUCCUUAGUAGCGAUGUCCCCCUCCUUCUCGACUGUCACAACAACCGCCUCCAAUUUCUUGACAAACCAGACCAUGAAGAAGAAAAUGAAGAACUCAGGUUCAGCAAAGAGAUAACCCACAGAGAAACGGUCGCGAACAACGAUGACUUGUGCCACAAUGGCCUGUGCAAUGGCAAUAUCAAUGAUGUGGAGGAGUUUGACAACUUAAAGAAAGCAGCAUUGAAGGCAGCGAAUGGUGCUCAUGCACCGUACAGUCGGUGUCCAUCUGGGGUGGCACUGAUGACAGCAGAUGGGGGGGUUUAUGCAGGGGGGUAUAUUGAGUCAGCAGCAUAUAACCCGAGUUUGGGACCACUGCAGGCAGCACUCGUGGCUUUUGUGGCAGCAGGGCGUGGGGGGUACGGGGAAUUGGUGCGGGCGGCACUGGUGGAGAAGUCCGGUGCAGUCAUCUCGCAAGAGAGCACUGUAAGGCUCUUGCUUGAGAGCAUCGCCCCCCAUUGUGAGUUCCACACAUUUCGCUGUUGUGUCAUGUCUGAUUGAUGGCACGCACUCUCUCUUUCUCUCUCUAACAUUGUUCAUAGCCUCUCCCUACCAUCAUCACUAAGCUAUCAUCAUUUUAUUGAAUUCAGUCUUCUUGGGGGUGGCCUACUCUGCAACUACCAUUGCUCUCUCUCACUUAACUCUCUCUGUCUCUCUGGGCCACUAACUUAAUUUUUUUUCAUAAUUUACCGUCUUUUGAGAUUAAGAGAGACUGAUGAGAUUAAGAAAUACUAAAAAGGAUCUUCCUUUUUCCUCCAAAUGCUGAGUUACCAAUCCAUUAUGUUAUGCUGCGGAAACUUUCAACUAUGAAUGAAAAACUGAUUGGAGCUGUUGGAUCUC